This is a messenger RNA of Macrobrachium nipponense, 3291 nucleotides long. RefSeq names its product regulator of chromosome condensation-like. Gene Ontology annotation, molecular function: guanyl-nucleotide exchange factor activity. The transcript is spliced from 9 exons. Gene Ontology annotation, cellular component: cytoplasm. NCBI's taxonomy places the organism in Eukaryota, Metazoa, Arthropoda, Malacostraca, Decapoda, Palaemonidae. Bases 191 to 1516 code for a protein of 441 amino acids. The record is from RefSeq and is a predicted model, not a curated record.
CGUUGGUCUCUUGUUCUAGUGUUGCAAGAGUUAAAUCUCCCGCCACGUGAUUCCCGUCCAGUCCUUAUAAAUCCUGGAUAGAUACAGUCACUUGGGCAAUUCCCGAGAGAGAAAAUUAAAGGGAAAUUUAAGCCGCAUUUCACACCCCGGAGUAAUUUAGAGCCAAUUAAAAGGGUUAAGGACCAGCAAAAUGGUGAAAGCAAAGCCUGUUAGUGUUGAAGAGUCAGAAGUUAAGGUGAAUGGGGAUGUACCACAUAGAAAUCAGCCCAAAGGCAGAGGUCGUAAAAGGGCAAUUGAGGGUGACGUGAAAGAAGCAAAGAAGCCUAGAGUAACCUUGGAAGCUCCCAAGAUUGAUGGAGGUGUGGUUUUAACUGUUGGGAUGGGUGAUAUUGGCCAGCUGGGCCUCGGUGAUGGUGUUGAAGAAAAAACUCGGCCUGCGCUUGUACCAGAUCUUGAAGACAUUGUAGCCAUAGCUGCCGGGGGACUGCAUACUGUUUGCCUGGAUAAGUCAGGAAAGGUUCACACUUGGGGUUGUAAUGAUGAAGGAGCUUUGGGAAGACAAACUACAUCAGAGGAAGAAAAUUUUGUCAGUGGUACUGUUCAGAUUGAUGGCACAGUUGUUCAAAUUACAGCAGGAGAUUGCAUCACUGCUGCUGUAACAGAUGAUGGUCGUUUGUUUGCCUGGGGUUGCUUUAGGGAUAAUAGUGGUCCAUUAGGAUUCAUAGAAGAAGGUAAUAUACAGAGGACUCCAAGACAAAUUUUAAGUGGUAUUCCUGUCACAAAAGUUGCAGCCGGAAAUAACCAUUUAGCUAUACUCACCUAUAGUGGCCAAAUUUACACUUGUGGAUGUGGAGAGUCAGGACAGCUGGGCAGGAUUGCUGAAGUGUUUGCACAUCGUAAUUCUAGAAAUAGGAAAGGAAUAGCCACUCUACUUGAACCUCAGCCAAUUAAAGUGUACAGUCAUCGUAAAUGUGUGGUGUUUGAUGAUGUUUGGGCUGGAGGGCUUGCAACUUUUGCCAGAGCCAAGGAUACUGGCAAUAUUUAUGCCUUUGGUCUCAACAAUUACAAUCAGCUUGGUGAUGAGGAUACAAACAUGAGAUUCCAACCUGCACUUUUAAAGAACUUCAAGGGUAAAUCAUGGUGUCAGCUUGCGGGUGGACAACAUCACAGCCUUGCUCUAACUGAGGAUGGUGUUGCACAUUGUAUGGGGAGGAGAGAGUACGGACGCCUAGGAAUGGGUGACAUAAAAGAAGACAUUAUAAAACCCACCCCCAUAACUGCAUUACAGGAUAAGAAGGCCAUAAGCGUUUCUGCUGGAGAAUGUGUAUCACUUGUUGUUAUGGAAUCAGGUGAUGUCUAUGGUUUUGGCAUGGGCACCAACAAUCAACUUGCCCAAGGAGAUGAUGAUGAUCAACUAGAGCCAGUGAAGCUAGGAGGAAAGCAAUUAGCUGAAAGAAAAGUAGUUGCAGCUCAAGCUGGAGGACAGCAUACAGUACUGUUAGCUGUUCAGAAAUGAUGAUUAGGUGUUUUAGGAAAUUAUAAUUUUGUGAUAGUUUGCUUGAAAUUUUUGAGUAUGGAUUUGUUGAGAUUUUCAUGUUCAUGGAAUGAAAGUCGACUUUUGGAAAGUAAGUUUUAAUUUUAGAUGUGUGCACAGCAAAUACAAGAGGAGACUUGCAUUUUUUAUGUUCUGUAAGAAUUGGUUUUAGUUUUGUAUAAACGGGUUUUGCCUGAAUGUGGCAUUGAUCAUAUGUACUGAACAUCAUAUUUCAAAGGAAGGAGUAAGAUUAUCUUUGUUUGCUUUUUAUGAUUAUAAUUAUCACGUUAGUUUAGUUGUUUGAGAGUGUCUAUAUGUUAUGUGGAAAACUUCUAGUUGGCCUUGCAUUUUUCCUAUUUUCAGACAAAACAUGUGUUAUAAGUUCCUGUUGAUUACUUCAUUGAGAGUUCUCUGAAUUUUUUUCUGGACACAUGAAUACUACCAUUGAAAAUCACAUUGCAUCAAGUAUUCCAUAGACAUUUUGAAAGGGGCAAAGUCAGCUAGUGCACAGGAACAUUUUAGGCCCAGAUGAUGGUUUGAGUAAUUUCAAGGUUCUUGAAAAGAUUUUCUUAAUCUGUUCCUCUUCAUUCUGAUACUUGCUGAUUUUUAAGGGGAUUUCACACAUUCAUUUAUUCACGGAUUAACUGCUUUCUUGUACUAAAGUUUCCUAGUUUAGGUCCCCGUCUGUGAGAUCUGAGAAACUUGAAAUUAAAUUUUAGAUUUAAAUCUUGGUACACAGAAAAUUUAUUUUUAUAGUGAUUUCCCUUACUUGUUGGUGAAGAAUACAGGAUUAUUGCUUAUGUUAUUUGAUUCAGGGUAUAUGGUGCACAUUAUUGUAAUUUUGAUUGUUAGAUGAACCUUAUUAUAGACAAACUGGUUCGGGUUCUCUUGAGUUGUGUAUUUGUUUUAUGCAAUUAGAAAUAUGUAAAAUUGUCUUUUGGCUUUAUAUGUAUUAAAAAUGAUGGUGGUGGUGGUUUUGGAGGCAGUAAUGAUUAAUGAGAAAUUUAGUAGCUAGCUUGAAGCAUUCCAAGUCCCUUUGUAAUAAGACAUAAGUAAGAGAGUAGGGAAUCAUUAUAAGUACCAAUCAGAUUGUAUGUAUUAUUAAGCAGUAAUUGUUACCUUUAGGCCUUGAGGUAUCCCAACAGGGAAUCCAUACAUCAAUGACGACACCCUUCAUUGUCAAAUGUGCCCUGCUCAUAAAUUAAUUGUGAUCAUUUUUGCUCAGUAUAGUAGUGUGCAUAAGACUUUCCUCAAAUGUUAGCAUUUGUUAUUUAUUGUUUUGCUUUUACCAUUUAUUUCAGUUAUUUUAUUAUGAGAUAAUGGCUGUUAGUACUGAGUAUGAAUGAUUGGGAUUAGGUUAUAAGCAAUUUCAUUCUGUGGUGUAGUUUAUAAAGCUGAUUAAGGACUAGUUAAUUCUUUAAGAUGUAAUUAUAUUACUACAGUUUUAACAAGGUAUUGAGACAUUUUUUCUGUAUUCUCAUCUAAUCAGCUGUAAAAUAUUACAUUCUGUGUAGUUUUGCUCACAGGUAUGUUAAGAGAAUAAAAGAGUAAAGCUAAAAUCCAUAGUAGUUUCUAUGUAAAGAGGUAUUUUCAGCAUUUAAGAAAAUUUAAGUAUUUGGCAAUUUGGAGUUCUUUUUCAGAAAUAUGCUGCUUCCCUCCUUGUUCAUACAACCUCUACAAAUGUUUGAUGAUUAUUAUUAUUAUUAUUAUUAUUAUUAUUAUUAUUAUUAUUAUUCUUAUUAUUAUUAUUAUUAUUA